CUCCGCCCGUCAGCUUGGGGGCUCCAGAGGAUGGAGGAUUCCCGGGAGACAUCGCCGUCCUCCAACAACUCCUCCGAAGAGCUCAGCUCUGCCCUGCAGCUGUCCAAAGGCAUGUCCAUCUUUCUCGAUAUACUGAGGAGAGCAGACAAGAAUGAUGAUGGGAAAUUGUCCUUUGAGGAAUUUAAAGCGUAUUUUGCAGAUGGAGUUCUCAGUGGAGAAGAACUACAUGAGCUCUUCCACACCAUUGAUACUCACAAUACCAACAAUCUUGACACAGAAGAACUGUGUGAAUAUUUUUCUCAGCACUUGGGUGAAUAUGAGAAUGUACUGGCUGCGCUUGAAGACCUAAAUCUCUCCAUCCUGAAGGCAAUGGGUAAAACAAAGAAAGACUACCAAGAAGCCUCCAACUUGGAACAAUUUGUCACUCGGUUUUUGUUGAAGGAGACUUUAAAUCAAUUGCAGUCUCUCCAGAACUCUCUGGAAUGUGCCAUGGAAACUACUGAGGAGCAAACCCGUCAAGAAAGGCAAGGCCCAGCCAAACCAGAAGUCUUAUCUAUCCAGUGGCCUGGAAAGCGAUCCAGCCGCCGAGUCCAGAGACACAAUAGCUUCUCCCCCAACAGCCCACAGUUCAAUGUCAGCAGUCCAGCGUUGUUAGAAGAAGACAACCAGUGGAUGACCCAGAUAAACAGACUCCAGAAAUUAAUUGAUAGACUGGAAAAGAAGGAUCUGAAACUUGAGCCCUUGGAAGAAGAAGUUAUUGAAGAGAGCACUAAACCUCACAUCAUGCUCGUGCAGCGCCAGAUGUCCGUGUCAGAAGACGAUCUGGAAGAGUUCCAGCUUGCUCUGAAACACUAUGUGGAGAGCGCCUCAGCCCAAAGCGGGUGCCUGCGUAUUUCUAUACAGAAGCUUUCAAAUGAAUCUCGCUACAUGAUUUAUGAGUUCUGGGAGAAUAGCAGUGUGUGGAAUCGCCACCUCCAGACAAAUUACAGCAAGACCUUCCAAAGAAGCAAUGUGGAUUUCUUGGAAACUCCAGAGCUCACAUCUACCAUGCUAGUUCCAGCUUCAUGGUGGAUCCUGAACAACAAUUAGAUGUCCCUACACAUAGUCUUUAUUGUUCCAAGUGCAAGUGUUCUUAUCUAAAAUGCAACCUGGAAAGUUCUCUGUGGUUGUCAAUUGGCUGCACACUUUUGUUCAAUGUGUUUACCUAAGUACACUAUUCUGAAGUAUAUUCUGUAACUAUUUUCAAGGUUUAUUGUUACUCUUAAUAAUUGAUGCUAAUUUAUACAUUGUAAUCAAUCAUAGCAAAAUCCUAAUAUAUAAAAUGGUAUAUAAAUAAUGAAAUUAUGAUAAUUAUGGUAAAAAUACUGAGAACGUCUAGAACAUCAUAACAUAUC
This is a messenger RNA of Phodopus roborovskii (desert hamster), 1394 nucleotides long. It is a transcript of the gene Necab1, whose product is annotated as N-terminal EF-hand calcium binding protein 1. Gene Ontology annotation, cellular component: cytoplasm. The transcript has 13 exons. NCBI's taxonomy places the organism in Eukaryota, Metazoa, Chordata, Mammalia, Rodentia, Cricetidae. Gene Ontology annotation, molecular function: calcium ion binding. The record is from RefSeq and is a predicted model, not a curated record. Gene Ontology annotation, biological process: regulation of amyloid precursor protein biosynthetic process. The coding region runs from base 31 to 1089 and encodes 352 amino acids.